This is a messenger RNA of Mesoplodon densirostris (Blainville's beaked whale), 4445 nucleotides long. RefSeq names its product neural precursor cell expressed, developmentally down-regulated 9 (gene NEDD9). Gene Ontology annotation, biological process: cell surface receptor protein tyrosine kinase signaling pathway; cell migration. Gene Ontology annotation, cellular component: plasma membrane; cytoplasm. The coding region runs from base 163 to 2652 and encodes 829 amino acids. Lineage: Eukaryota; Metazoa; Chordata; Mammalia; Artiodactyla; Ziphiidae. Gene Ontology annotation, molecular function: protein binding. The transcript has 7 exons. The record is from RefSeq and is a predicted model, not a curated record.
GCGUAGCGGUGCCGGAGCUCCGCGCUGCGCUGACAACUGGCUGCAGCCGGGCCGUUCUCACUUUCAUUUAGCCCAGCGCUCGAUGGAGGGGCGGACACGCCAGUGCUUAAUGCAGUCUAACUAGUGUAGUGUAGGAAAACGCCUCAAUUCACCGCUGCCGAGAUGAAGUAUAAGAAUCUUAUGGCAAGGGCCUUAUACGACAACGUCCCAGAGUGUGCUGAGGAGCUGGCCUUUCGCAAGGGAGACAUCCUGACUGUCAUAGAGCAGAACACAGGAGGACUGGAAGGAUGGUGGCUCUGCUCUUUACACGGUCGGCAAGGCAUUGUCCCGGGCAACCGGGUGAAGCUUCUGAUUGGCCCCGUGCAGGAGACCUCCUCCAGUCAGGACCCGCCUACUUCUGGACUGAUGCACCAGCCCUUUGGCCAACAGAAGCUCUAUCAAAUGCCAACCCCCCAGGGCGCCCCUCGAGACACCAUCUACCAAGUGCCACCUUCCUACCAAAAUCAGGGAAUUUACCAAGUACCCACUGGCCAUGGUACCCAGGAACAAGAUGUGUAUCAAGUCCCACCAUCAGUGCAGAGAGGCAUUGCAGGGGCUAAUGGUCCCCACUUAAGUAAAAAGGUGAUCACACCGAUGAGGACAGGCCAUGGCUAUGUGUACGAGUACCCAUCCAGAUACCAAAAGGACGUCUAUGAUGUCCCUCCUUCCCAGACCGCUCACGGGGUGUACGACAUCCCACCGUCGUCUGUGAAAGGCCCCGUGUUCUCAGUUCCAGUGGGAGAGAUAAAACCUCAAGGGGUCUAUGACAUCCCUCCUAACAAAGGGGGAUUCGCCAUUCCACCCCCUGCCUGCAGAGAUGAGGCCGGGCUUAGGGAGAAAGAGUACGACUUCCCCCCUCCGGUGAGACACGCCGGCCGGCCCGACGGCAGACCCGAGGGCGUUUAUGACAUCCCCCCUGCCGGCACCAAGCCCCUGGGGAAGGACCUUCACACUAAAUAUAACGGGGACGCCGCAGCGGAGCUGGCGCCACGGAGACACCAAAGCAUUUCCCUGAGCCAACCGGCCCCGCAGCUGCGCCAGCCGGGGGGCUCCCAGAGCGACGCCUAUGAUGUCCCUCGGGGGGUCCAGUUUCUGGCACCGCCAGCAGAAACCAGCGGGAAAGCAAACCUCGAAGAGAGAGACGGGGUUUACGACGUGCCGCUGCACAGCCCGCCGGACGCCAAAGGCUCCCAGGAUGUGGUGGACGGCAUCAACCGGCUGUCCUUCUCCAGCACCGGCAGCACCAUGUCCACGUCCUCCACCACCUCGAAGGAAUCUUCGCUGUCCGCCUCCCCGUCCCAGGACAGAAGGCUCUUCCUGGAUCCAGACACGGCCAUCGAGAGGCUCCACCGGCUGCAGCAGGCCCUGGAGAUGGGCGUCUCGGGCCUGCUGGCGCUGGUCACCACCGACUGGCGGGGCUACGGGUACAUGGAGCGACACGUCAACGAGGUCCGCGCCGCCGUGGACAGGGUGGAGCUGGUCCUCAGGGACUACCUGCACUUCGCCAAGGGGGCCACGGCCAACGCCUCUUGCCUGCCGGAGCCCCCCCUCCACGGCAAGAUGAGGCGGGAACUCCAGAGGCUGCAGGACUCCCAUCAGAUCCUGAGCCAGAGCGGCCACGCCUUGAACGAGUGCGGCUGGUCCCUGAACGCUCUGGCCGCCAGUCAGCCCCACAACAGAUGGGAUGACCUGGACCGGUUCGUGAUGGUGGCAAAGACGCUGCCCGACGAUGCCAAGCAGCUGACCGCGACCAUCAACACCAACGCGGAGACCCUCUUCAAGCCGGGCCCUGGCAGCUCACAUGGGAAGGGCGGGCCUGAGAGCAUCACGAACUCCGCUGAGUGCCCACACGCCGGCUCCCAGGUGCAGCGGCUGCACCCCGGGGACCACAAGGCUCCAGCCCUCAACAAGCCACUGCCCCCAAGCCUGGGCAAGGACCAGCCCCCUGACUGUAGUAGCAGUGACGGCUCUGAACGGAGCUGGAUGGAUGAUUACGACUAUGUCCACCUCCAGGGUAAGGAGGAGUUUGAGAGGCAACAGAAGGAGCUCUUGGAAAAAGAAAAUAUCAUCAAACAGAACAAGAUGCAGCUGGAACAUCAUCAGCUGAGUCAGUUCCAGUUGUUGGAACAAGAAAUCACAAAGCCCGUGGAGAACGACAUCUCCAAGUGGAAGCCCUCCCAGAGCCUCCCAAGCACCAGCAGCGGCGUGGGCGCCCAGGACAGGCAGCUGCUGUGCUUCUACUACGACCAGUGUGAGACCCAUUACAUCUCCCUCCUCAACGCCAUUGACGCCCUCUUCAGCUGCCUCAGCUCAGCACAGCCCCCGCGCAUCUUCGUGGCGCACAGCAAGUUCGUCAUCCUCAGCGCCCACAAACUGGUGUUCAUCGGGGACACGCUGACGAGGCAGGUGGCCGCCCAGGACGUGCGCAACAAAGUGAUGAACUCCAGCAACCAGCUCUGCGAGCAGCUCAAGACGAUAGUGUUGGCGACCAAGACGGCCGCGCUUCAUUACCCCAGCACGUCCGCCCUGCAGGAGAUGGUCCACCAGGUGACCGACCUGUCCAGGAACGCGCAGCUCUUCAAGCGCUCUUUGCUGGAGAUGGCGACAUUCUGAGAAGAAGAGCAGCAAAAGAGGGACUGACUUGGGUUACUGAGGAAAACUGGAAAUACUCUCUGGUUUUUGUAAAUCUUAUCUAUUUUUGUAGAUAUUUUAUAUGAAAAUGAAAUAUUUUAACAUUUGAUGGGUUAGACGACAUUCAGAAAUUCAGGGAACUCUAGGGGAACUUUUUUUUCCUGCGUGGUUCUUGCGUACACAUCUAAGCAUCUAAGACGUAAACUGUAAACUGUACAGAGUCCUGUCUGUGUGUGUGUGUGUAUGACUGCGUGUUCAUGUUCGUUCGUAGAUAUUUGUCUGAUACAUUCCAUUGAAAACCAUGACUUAAGAAGCACCUUAGUAAGCACCUCCUAAUGCUGCAUUUUUUUUUAGAAAACAUACCAGCUGGUUGUAAUAUUGCUCUACAUAUACUAGCGAUUGUUCUUGAGCCUGUCACUCCCAAGUCUGGGAAGCAUAGUAUAUUUGCAGGUGUGCGCCUUCCAGUAAGGAGGCAUAUGCUAUGCCUUGUUUUUGUUUUUGAACUCCCUUCCAACACUGGCUGUCUUGGGCACGUUAUUGCAAGAUGCCUCACUUCUGGUUGAAAAAGCCCUCCUAGAGAGAAAGUUUCAGCAAGUAUAUGUUAAUCCAAACUCUGACAUGUUAGGUGCUGGAGGAGUGACGCAUGUACUUAGGGGCCAUGUCCCCACUUAGGGUUGUUUCAGCAUGGAGAGGACGUGUUUCCACAGGGCUUUUUGAUCACUGGCAUUUAUGAGUGACUUGGCCAUGCGAUUUUCCAAAGGAUGUUUUUAGAUUUGCAAAAAAUAUAUUAUUUGCAGCAGGAAUUCAUAAAGACACAUCAGACUAUGAUCAUCCACAAAAGGAAGGAUGGUCCCAUCUGCCAGUUGUAAGUAGGGCCUUUCUGACUCUCAACAUUCCCUUAGGUGCUACCCCAUUACCUGAGAGCAACUGGCCAGUUCCUUGAUCACCUAAACAUUAGAGCCACCAGGCCACAUCCCACUCUAAGAGAAUCCGAUGCUUGAUCCUGUACCCUCCCUAAAACAUGCACAUGCAGACCCAGCACUCAGAGCAGCUGUAUGGAGCCCACCUAGGCGUUACAGCUCUGUCUGGCCAAUGACCCUGUGCACACUGCCCACCACCGUCUCCCAGCUCGGCACAGCAUCCGUCCAUUCCAUAGUCUGUCCUCUCGUACCUGCUGGGGUUGGCACAGCACAAACACACCACAAGCCAUCAGAUUCAUCACACUUCUUACCCCGGGGGGUAAAUGUAGUCACAUAUUACCAAGUCAAGAAGCAAAUUACGACUUAUCAGUCCAGUUUUCAUUUAAUGAUGCGAUUCCAGCCGAUUGGAAAACAUUUUGGUUUGCAAUAUAUGCCUUGACUUAAUUGAGCUUGCUUGUUUUAAACAACCAAAUCAUUGGAACAGGAAAGGAUUUAGGAGAGAAGGAUGCAUGAUCUAAGUGGGAUACAAAAUAAUCAGUGGAACUUACCCUAGAAGUGCUUUUCAGAACCACCGCUCUUGUAGUUCUUGACGUUCUGCUCUGCCAGAAGCUGUAUCAUUAACAAGGAAGUGUGUGCGAAGGAAGAAGCAGGUUGCUGAAAAUCUACGAGGAAGAGGUUGAAAAGUGUCCUUGUAGAUUUCAUUGUAUAAUGUGCAUUUCUUAGGAGAUGACAGACUUGAGCAAAGUGGUGACGUUUCACGUUUUCCAAACCAAAAUGUUCAAUCUGUAUUACUCUCUUUCCCACAUUGUAUAUACAGGCUAUUUUUAAAUCAUUAAAAUUUUAGAUGUCUGUUUU